This is a messenger RNA of Paralichthys olivaceus (Japanese flounder), 2568 nucleotides long. RefSeq names its product gonadotropin-releasing hormone II receptor-like. The record is from RefSeq and is a predicted model, not a curated record. Gene Ontology annotation, cellular component: plasma membrane. Lineage: Eukaryota; Metazoa; Chordata; Actinopteri; Pleuronectiformes; Paralichthyidae. Gene Ontology annotation, molecular function: protein-hormone receptor activity; G protein-coupled receptor activity; peptide binding. Gene Ontology annotation, biological process: G protein-coupled receptor signaling pathway; cellular response to hormone stimulus.
AUGGCAGGAAACCAGUCCCAGUGGAAUUCCACACCUGCUGAUACUUUACAGAGCUUUUCUGUCUUCUCCCUGCUUAACUUGUCUGCUCCACCCUCUCCUCCACCCUGGAAGGCUCCCUCCUUCACUGUGGCAGCCCGCUGCCGUGUAGCAGCCACCCUGGUGCUGUUUGUGUUUGCUGCUGUCAGUAACUUGUCAGUCCUCAUCAGUGUGUGCUGGGGACGGGGCUAUCGCCUACCAGCACACCUCCGUCCACUCAUUGCCAGUUUGGCCUCAGCUGAUCUGGUGAUGACUUUUGUGGUGAUGCCACUGGAUGCCAUUUGGAACAUCACAGUGCAGUGGUAUGCCGGGGAUGUCAUGUGUAAGCUGUUGUGUUUCCUCAAGCUCUUUGCCAUGCACUCGGCUGCAUUCAUACUGGUAGUGGUGAGUCUGGACCGCUAUCGGGCUAUCCUCCAUCCUCUGGACUCUCUGGACGCUGGGCUCAGGAACAAACGCAUGCUGCUUGUGGCAUGGACUCUGAGUGUGUUGCUGGCCUCUCCACAGCUGUUCAUCUUUCGGGCCAUUAAGGCUGAUGGAGUGGACUUCACUCAGUGUGUGACCCAUGGAAGUUUCCAGCAUCGCUGGCAGGAGACGGCAUACAACAUGUUUCACUUUGUGACGCUGUAUGUCUUCCCCCUGCUUGUCAUGACUUUCUGCUACACCCGCAUCCUCACCAAGAUCAAUGGGCAGAUGCACAAGAGAAAAGAUGGUGAGCAGUGCCUUAGACGCAGUGGGACAGACAUGAUACCUAAAGCCCGGAUGAAGACCCUCAAGAUGACUAUUGUGAUUGUUAGCUCUUUUGUCAUCUGUUGGACACCCUACUACAUCCUUGGGAUCUGGUACUGGUUCCAACCAGCAAUUAUCCAACGCACACCUGAGUACAUACACCACAUACUUUUUGUCUUUGGAAACCUGAACACGUGCUGUGACCCUGUCAUUUAUGGCUUCUACACUCCAUCUUUCCGGGCCGACCUCACUGAUGUGGUGGCAUGCUGCUGCGGUCACCAAGCUGACAAUGCCUCACCUCGCUCUGUGGAUCAUCUGGCUUGUCGCAGAACUGGAGCUGCUGGGGAGAUGGAGUCUGACCUGAGUUCAAACCAGCAUAGUGGCAAUCCAAGUUAGUUCUCAACUGACCCUGAGGGGUUAAGCACUCACAAUAUACCAAAUGUCCUUAAUGUCAGCUGUUUGCUCAAGGCCUUCCAUGAGUACGUUAUUGGAUUUUAAACAGCUUCUAUUUUUGCCCUUUACAGCUGCUCUUUUGAGCUGUGGAACUGUGAUAUGAAGAGUAAAGCUUCCUCAAUAUCUCCCAUUUUAUGCUUAUGUUGCUGCAGUUUCUAAUGAUUGCCUUCACACGUUCUCUGUUGCUUCUAAUGAUGUGCUUCAACAAUUUAUUUUUAAAAUGACUCCAUAUCAGUAUGUUUGCUGUCUAGACUAACACAUUGUUCAGUGAAUCUUUUGAACUCUAUAGCUGUUUUUAGCUCUGCCAGCAGUUUCCUGCAGUACAUGAAGGCUGAUCUGCAGAAGCGCUCUGAGACAGCCACCUCACAGCUUUGUUGGUCCUCACCAGUACUAGGGAUGAUCUCCUCAAACAUAUCAAUAUGCAAUUACCUACAUUUUUUCCAGUCUCUCCCCCCCACAUACGCAAUGAGGCAUAAACAUAGUGUAGAUGCCUGUUUGUAGAUGUACCCUCUGUGUAGUCUGCACUCAGAAGUAUUUACUGGUCAUUUCUGUUCUAACCACCUACAGAUAUGAAAUUGAUGUCUAUCUUAUUAUUUCACUGUCAGAAACAAAUACAUAAAAGAAUGUCCAAGAAUGUUGACCUUUAGCUUUGACAGUCUGUGUUACCACUACCUCCAAGAGAAGACAAAGACUGCUGGCUGGAUACUUAGUGUUUCACUGCAUGUCUGUCUGUCACUGACUGAUGGUAAUUAUUGUAUAGAGAGCAAUAAGAAGUAAGACAAAGUCAUUACUGAAGACAGAAAUAGAUAUUUCACCUUUAAAAUGCACAUGUACCAAGUUGGCACUUGGCUAGAAUUAAACACAUUGUAUAUUGUAACUAUCGAUACAUAACUGCUUGUCACUUAUGCCUAUAUAUGAUUAAGAAAUGUACAAUUAUAUCUAAUUUAUACACUUAAAAAGCACACUAGUUGACACAACUGUAUCACAUAAUAUCUGUAUAUUUGUAAACUGCAUAUUCUAGCUGAAAUAGCAUGAAACCAGUUGGAGACUGAAUCAAACCCCUGACACUCUGGAUACUUGGCGACCCGCUCUAUUUCCUGUGCCCUGAACUCUAGAGACAUGUUGUGUGUGAAAAGCUGAUGUUUGAUGUGAACCUUAACUAAAGCUCCUGGUCUACAUCUGACCCUCACCUGCAGGAUUUGAUGCAUAGCAGUGCUGCCUCAUGAUUGCCUGAUAAGAUAAUUGCAUGAAUAAGCAGGUAAAUGGAUGUUCCUAUACUUACAUUAUUAUUAUCUUAGUGCAAGUAGGUUUGAUGUUAAGUAUAACACAGAUUCUCAUAAUUGCUCAAUAAAA